This is a messenger RNA of Papaver somniferum (opium poppy), 3515 nucleotides long. Its product is annotated as pentatricopeptide repeat-containing protein At5g16860-like. The transcript is spliced from 4 exons. Gene Ontology annotation, molecular function: protein binding; zinc ion binding; RNA binding. The coding region runs from base 104 to 2458 and encodes 784 amino acids. NCBI's taxonomy places the organism in Eukaryota, Viridiplantae, Streptophyta, Magnoliopsida, Ranunculales, Papaveraceae. The record is from RefSeq and is a predicted model, not a curated record. Gene Ontology annotation, biological process: RNA modification.
UAGUUUCUUCAAAGAAUGCACAUCUCUUCACAAUGCCAAACUUCUUCACCAGCAAACCAUUAUCAGUGGAAGCUGCAAAGACAGGGCCAUUGACAUUAUCUCAAUGUACUUAUCAUGUGAAUGUCCUAGUUAUGCACUUACUGUCUUAGAACAUCUACAGCCAUCUCCUUCUCUUGUUUACUGGUGGAAUGCACUUAUAAAAAGAAAUGUACAUUUAGGAUUAUAUAAUGAUUCUUUGAAUCUCUUUUAUCGGAUGACGGCGCUUGGAUGGACAGCUGAUCACUAUACAUACCCUUUUGUUCUUAAAGCUUGCGCUGAGAUUCCUGACACUCGUAGAGGUAGAAUUGUUCAUGCUGUUAUUUGUAAUUAUGGGUUUGAGUCGAAUGUGUUUGUUUGUAACUCUUUGGUGGCAAUGUACGCUAGAUGUGGCGCGUUAGUAGACGGCCGGAAGAUGUUCGAUGAAAUGUGUCAGAGGGGUGUGACUGAUAAAGUCUCAUGGAAUUCAAUUGUUGCUGCUUAUAUGCAAUCAAGGGAUUCAGAUGAAGCUUUGAUAUUGUUCAUGAGAAUGACGAGAAAUGUUAAGCUUUUGCCAGAUGUAGUGAGUUUGGUUAACAUUCUUCCUGCUUUUGCUUCAUCUGGUUCUUGGGAGCAUGGUAGACAAGUUCAUGGUUUAGCAGUAAGGAAUGGCUUAUUUGAUGAUGUUUUCGUGGGUAAUGCGAUUCUUAAUAUGUAUGCUAAGUGUAAAAUGAUGGAUCAAGCUAAGAAGGUUUUUGACGUUAUGGAGGAUAAAGAUGUAGUUACUUGGAAUGGAAUGGUGACUGCGUAUUCUCAGAGUGGGUCUUUUAAAGAUGCAUUGCUUCUGGUUGAGAAAAUGAAGGAGAAGAGAAUUGAAAUGGAUGUGGUUACAUGGAGUGCUGUAAUUGCAGGUUAUGCUCAACGAGGUCAUGGUUGUGAGGCCUUGGAUGUGUUUAGACAAAUGCAGAUUUCAGGGUCUGUGCCAAACGUUGUCACUCUUGUAUCCCUUCUUUCAGGUUGCGCCACUGCUGGAGCUCUACUUCAAGGGAAAGAGACCCAUUGUUAUUCGAUGAAACGCAUUCUAAAACGAGAGGGGGUUGAUCGUGAAGAAGAUAAAAUGGUAAAUAACACACUUAUUGACAUGUACGCAAAAUGCCAGGAUGUUAGUAGUGCCCGUUGCAUCUUCGACUCAUUAACAUUUAUAGAGAGGAAUGUAGUCACUUGGACUGCCAUGAUAGGUGGUUAUGCACAACAUGGAGAUGCUAAAGAUUCAAUGAAACUGUUUUCAGAAAUGAUGCGAGGAUCUAGCACUCCAAAUGCCUUUACAAUAUCAUGUGUUUUAAUGGCAUGUUCUCGUCUUUCUGCAUUGAGGUCUGGUAAAGAGAUCCACGCGUAUGCUCUUCGAAACCGAUAUGAGAAUUCUAUGUUACGUGUGGCCAAUUGUCUGAUAGAUAUGUAUUCUAAAUGUGGGGAUGUUGAUGCAGCUCGCAAUGUCUUUGACAAUAUGAAACAAAGGAAUGACGUCUCUUGGAUUUCGUUAAUGACUGGUUACGGAAUGCAUGGCCGAGGUGAAGAUGCUUUAGAGUAUUUUGAUGGAAUGUUAAAAGAAGGUUUUGUUCCCGACGGACUCACUUUUGUUGUUGUGCUCUAUGCGUGUAGUCAUUCUGGUAUGGUAGAUCAAGCGAUCGAUUAUUUCAACAAUAUGACGAAGGAUUUUGGAGUCAUUCCUCAAGUGGAACACUAUGCUUGUAUGGUUGAUGUCUUGGGUCGAGCAGGUCGAUUAAAUGAAGCUGUUGAACUUAUCAAUAGAAUGCCUAUGGAACCAAGUCAAAUUGUUUGGGUAGCACUGCUUAGUGCUUGUAAAACUCAUACCAAUGUGGAAUUGGGGGAAUUGGCUUCAAAGAAACUGUUAGAAAUGGAUUCUGAAAAUGAUGGUUCUUAUACCUUACUUUCAAAUAUAUAUGCAGAUGCUGGAUGUUGGAAUGACGUAGCAAGGAUUAGGUCAUUGAUGAAGAAAUCUGGGAUCAGGAAGAGACCUGGGUACAGUUGUGUUCAAGGAAAGAAGGGUAACACCACAUUUUUUGUGGGGGAUAGGUCUCACCCACAAUCAGAACAGAUUUAUAAGGUUCUUGCGGAUCUGAUUUUGCGAAUCAAGGAACUUGGGUAUAUACCGAAAACCAGUUAUGCUCUUCAUGAUGUGGCUGAUGAGGAAAAAAACGAUCUUUUAUCUGAACACAGUGAGAAACUUGCUCUUGCUUAUGGGAUUCUUACCUCAUACCUUGGAGCGCCAAUUCGGAUUAUUAAGAACCUUCGUAUCUGCGGUGACUGUCAUAGUGCCAUAACUUUUAUAUCCAAGAUUGUGGAUCAUGAAAUUAUAGUGCGGGAUCCAAGUCGCUUCCAUCAUUUUAAGAAAGGUUCUUGCUCUUGCAAAGGGUAUUGGUGAUGCUGAGAACCUGAUACUAGCUCCAGAUAGGCUUCGUUAACAUUAUACAGUACAGUGUAAAGAUCAAGAAAAGGUGAAAGACUUCGGAACACUCUUAAAGAAGGUGGAAGGUUGAUUUAGCAGUUUUUGGAGGUCUCAGAAGCAGCUAACAGUGCAGUGAGAAGUUCAGGAAGAUUAUUAAACCUCCCUCUUGCCAGUGAAGCUCUCAAAAAAAGAUUAUGUCGAGAAGCUCCUUCAAGCAACAUCAACAUCAUUUUCUCAUCAAACGUCACGUAAAAUUGAGCAGUCUAGUUAAACACUAAUAUCAGGGCAGGAGGCCUUGUGCAGAACGCCAGCAGCUCAGAGAACGACAAGGCUGUGCUGCUUGUUGCUGCUGAAGGAUCUUCCUGGCCUAUUACUGUUCCCAUUCAUGAGCUACAGGCAAUUGAGAUAGGUCUCGAAUUGGCCCGUGCAGGAAAGACAUUCUGGGGUCUGACUCCUAGACUGUUAUUCAAUAUUUUAAAGCAUAAGAUUACUUAUCCUCCUUGGGGAUCAUAAAACCAGUGUAGAACAGGGCCACGGAAUGAGGUACACUGUACAGAAGGACCAAAUCUUCCUGUUUUACUUGCUUAGCAUAUGAAACUGCACAAAAUGGAUGGACAACCCAGGAGGGCACAUGAUUGAUCCAGUUGUAAAGUUUUUUUGGCAGUAGGGUUGUCAUUAUUCAUGAACCAAAUCCGUGGAUCCUUGGGUAGUUCUACAGCUAAACCUGUCUAUGAAGCACACAGGUGUGGUCUUUUACUUUUACAACCAAAACAGAGGAAUGCAGUUUUAGCAGCAGCUCAAGAGUGUGCCUAUCCUGGGCUCAGCAGUUUUAGCAGCAGCUCGAGACAUCUGAUUUCACAGCCUUCACAUUCCUAUGGACAUGAAGCCACUUUUCAUGUGCUGAAAUGUUCAUCAAUACUGAGCAUCUAUGGUGUCUGCCUAACAUAUUCCAACCCGUUAUUCCCUUAUUCCAGAUGAUGGGACACUAGCAUCCAAGGGGUGAUGCACUUUCAAUCUUUCAUGGGAACAUAGA